AUGUCAAUUCAAGCAUUAUUAAAUUCAUUGAAAGUAAUUAGUAAACGAUAUGGUGAAGAUAAUAUCGAUCGUUUACAUUACUUUCUAACUGCAAAUUUACUAGUAGCAGUAAGUACAAUAACAGCUUGGAAAAUGUUUGAUGGUAAAGCAAUCGAAUGUAUGCCACCGACAACUUUCCCUAAUUCAUGGGUUACGGUACAUUGGCAUAUUUCCGCCCGAUUUAUCGUACAGUUGCGCCUAGUUGAUACUAUCAUUAUUCUUCUUUAUUCAAUCAUUGCCAUAUUUUAUGUUUGCUAA
Brugia pahangi is the source of this 297-nucleotide messenger RNA. The record is from the annotation of a GenBank genome assembly. Lineage: Eukaryota; Metazoa; Nematoda; Chromadorea; Rhabditida; Onchocercidae.